AUGGAUAACAAACUCCAAGUGGAAAAGGUAAAUAACAAAUUAUUUUCUUUGGGAGCCAAAAUAUAUGAAAAUAGCAAAGAGGAUUUACUCCACGCUUCCGGACAUGCUUGUCAAGAGGAUUUAAAACUAAUGCUUACCUUGGUUAAGCCCCGUUAUUUCAUGCCUUUUCAUGGCGAUUUUCGAAUGCUUAAAAGGCAUGGAUUUUUGGCCCAAGAAUUAGGUUUAUCCGCCAAAAAUGUUUUUGUAUGCGAAAAUGGCGAGAUAGUGGAGGCAAAAGGGAAAGAAUUUUUUUUAAGUUCGGCCAAAGUUCCAUCCCAACCUAAUUAUGUUUUAAACGGCAAAUUGCUUCCAAAUGAAGAGUUAAAUAAUUGUUUAUCAUUGAGGGAGAAAAUGUCCCAAGGAGGAGUAGUCUUAAUAGUGCUUUUUUACGACCAGGUCAAAAUCCAUGAGUAUGUAAAGAAAAAUGAGUGA
Messenger RNA from Funneliformis geosporum, 471 nucleotides. The record is from the annotation of a GenBank genome assembly. Lineage: Eukaryota; Fungi; Glomeromycota; Glomeromycetes; Glomerales; Glomeraceae.